UCAUCCCAUCCUCUUUCUAUCUCUACCUCUCCCUACCUUCCCUUAACUGUACCUCUUCUCUCUAACUAAAACCUUCUCUUCCUCUCUCCAGAAUGGCUGAGACUCCCUCAAAACGCCAGAGAGAAGAAACCCAUGAAGUCCCAGACUGUGAGGAUGACUCAAAGCGCCACAAGUCAUACAACCAUAUACUCUCUCUCCUCGAAGAUGAAGAAGAUGAACCUAACCAAGACUUGUCAGUCAUCUUCUCAACCCUCCAACAAGAGCUCUCUUGUGACUCAACCAACUUCGACCCUUUACUGGGUCCCACGUCAGAGGCGGACCCAGACCACCAAAGGAGAGUCUCAGCCACCUCUGAGUGUAAAGUAGAUGAAGAAGAUGACAAAGAGAGGGUCAUUAGACACCUUCUUGAAGCCUCUGAUGAUGAGCUUGGGAUACCCCACAGAACAGACGGUGGUGAUGAGAAGAUCAACGGCGGAGACCACACCUUCUCUUUGUGUGAUGGGCUUUGGGAGUUUGAAGAUGAGGCUGCAUACUACUAUGAGUUGUUGCAGUCUGAACUUUUCAUGUAGUUUGUUUGGGGUUAGAAUGGAAAAAAGUUAAUUUUAGGGAAGUGUAAAGAUUAAAAGAGAGAGAGGAAAAAGGAGAAACUGAGGUGUUUUAGGGGUUUCAUCUUGCUUCCCCUCUCCUUUUGCAUAAUUUCAAAGUGAAACCCCAUUGUAAUUUAAUUAGGCUACCUUGCAACAUUGAACUUAGAUGGUAUUUUUCUUUCUAAAACAGCUAAGUGAGAAAGGAUAAUAUUCAUUCUACUUAAUUUACUGAUCUAAUAAAUCGUGG
Messenger RNA from Ilex paraguariensis (yerba mate), 834 nucleotides. The record is from the annotation of a GenBank genome assembly. Lineage: Eukaryota; Viridiplantae; Streptophyta; Magnoliopsida; Aquifoliales; Aquifoliaceae.